Neoarius graeffei (lesser salmon catfish) is the source of this 1536-nucleotide messenger RNA. RefSeq names its product cold inducible RNA binding protein b (gene cirbpb). The coding region runs from base 88 to 681 and encodes 197 amino acids. The transcript has 7 exons. The record is from RefSeq and is a predicted model, not a curated record. Gene Ontology annotation, cellular component: spliceosomal complex. Gene Ontology annotation, molecular function: RNA binding. Gene Ontology annotation, biological process: positive regulation of mRNA splicing, via spliceosome. Lineage: Eukaryota; Metazoa; Chordata; Actinopteri; Siluriformes; Ariidae.
CAUAUAGCGGCGCCAUUUUAAGCACGUUCUUAUUCCUUGUGCACUCGGCAGCAGGUUCUGUUCUUUACUUCGAGGAGUUUCUAAAAGAUGUCUGACGAAGGGAAACUCUUUAUUGGUGGACUCAGCUAUGAGACCACGGAGCAUUCUCUGGAAGAGGCGUUUUCCAAAUAUGGCACCAUUGCCAAAGUCGAUGUCAUCAGGGAUCGUGAGACUGACCGAUCAAGAGGCUUUGGAUUUGUUACAUUUGAAAAUCCAGAUGAUGCAAAGGAUGCAAUGGCUGCAAUGAAUGGAAAGACUGUUGAUGGCAGAACAAUUCGUGUGGAUGAAGCUGGGAAGUCUGGUGGAAGAUCUGGUUUCAGAGGUUCUGGUGGCAGGGGAUUUUUCAGAGGUGGCAGAGGAAGAGGGGGUGGUGGAUAUGGAGGUGACAGAAGUUAUGGUGGUGAGAGAAGUUAUGGCCGUGGCAGUGGUGGUUAUGGUGGUGACCGUGGUUACGGAGGCAGAGAUAGGAGCUAUGGUGGCGGUGAAAGGAGCUAUGGUGGUGGCGGCGGUUACUCCAACAGGAGUGGAGGCUACUCAGGUGGUGGAGGAGGAUACAGAGACAACAGGAGCCAGGGUGGUUAUGAACGUUCUUCUUUUGGCUCUUACAGAGACAGCUAUGACAGCUAUGCUACACACGAGUAAAAAAGUCCUGAUUCCAAGAUCAUCCCUUCGCUGGCUGUGUUAGAUGUGCUCUUCGAAGACCUUGAUUUUUCACUUUGUUUAAUUUCAGUUUUACUAGUUGUAAUACUCUCCUACAUAAAAUAAGAUGCUAUCAGUUUUUUAAACAAUUAUUUUUCGUGUUCAAGCUGUCCUGAGAUGGUGUCAUUAUUUUGGGCAUUUGCUGUAAACAUUUGAGCCCGUUUUUAGAUUGCUUGUACCUUCAGUUACCUCUUGUUUCUCUAUUGAAGUUUGUUUUUUUUGAACCAUGCGUGAGUUCUCUAACCAGUUCAGCACAGCCUGAUAGCUUCUAAAACCGAUUUGAAGUGAAACUUUGGACCAACAUGCAGUAAUCACUAGAUUGCUCUGAAAGACAGUUGCUAUAGAAGAAGCAGAGUCUUACUUUGAAUUGCCUGCUUCUAAAAAUUGAUCAGAUUUUCAAAAGAAGCUCGCCACGCUGUGAUGUGCUUUUAGUGGCUCGAAGUCCUUGUGUAAUGCAUUCCUUUAGUAAAGCAGGGUAGCAUGCUAAUUUUGAGCUCCUGGCUCAAGCAAGCCACCUUGGUGUUGCUAAAGAUUUGUAAAGCAUUCAGUUCCCAAAGAGUGAACUACUCUGAUCAGUGCUGCCUGAGAUUAGAAGUUGAUUGAGCUCAAGGUGGCCCAAGGUACUUUGCUCUUUGUGACUUUUGAAUAAUUUAAAAAAAAAAAGUAAUGGUUGGAGAAGUUUUAUAUCCAUGUCAAGAUUUUGUUCUUUCGGGGAGAGAAAUGUGCUGUUUUGUGUACCAAUACCUAUUUUCCUUUUGUUAAAUUGGCUUCAUGAAGCCCAUUAAACGAAUUUCUGAA